AUGGGGCUUUCAGGAUCUGUUUUGGGUUUCAUUCUAGUUGUUGCUGUGAGUUUCUUCUGUGUGGCUCAUGGGGACCCUCUUGUUCCUGCAUUGUGCAUCUUUGGGGACUCUGUGGUUGAUGUAGGAAACAACAACAAUCUCCAGACACUUAUCAAAGCAAACUUCCUCCCUUAUGGUAGAGACUUUGUCACCCACAGACCUACGGGGAGGUUCUGUAAUGGCAAGUUAGCCACAGACUUCGCUGCUGAGUAUCUUGGGUUCGCCUCAUACCCACCAGCUUAUCUUAGCCAAGAUGCCAAAGGAAAGAUCCUCUUGACUGGUGCCAAUUUUGCCUCAGCAUCUUCUGGUUUUUAUAAUAAGACUGCCAAGUUAUAUGGUGCCAUUACAUUGGCCCAACAAGUAGAAUAUUACAAAGAGUGGCAAAACAAAGUGGUGGAGAUGGUAGGGAAAGCGAGAGCUAACGCCAUAUUCUCGGGUUCAAUCCACCUCCUGAGUGCAGGGAGCAGUGACUUCGUUCAGAAUUACUACAUCAAUCCAUUGCUCAACAUAUUCUACUCACCCGAUCGCUUCUCGGACAUUCUCGUGCAGUCCUACUCUACUUUUGUACAGAAUCUGUACGGGCUGGGAGUUAGGAAGAUCGGAGUUACAACUCUACCACCAACUGGAUGUUUGCCUGCAGCAAUCACUUUAUUCGGUUCAGGUAGCAACCGGUGUGUUGUCAGGCUGAACGGCGAUGCCAUUUCGUUUAACAAUAAGCUAAAUAGCACAUCCCAAGAUUUGCAGAGCAGGCAUCCUGGAUUCUUUGAAUCAAGGAAGGGUUGCUGUGGGACUGGUACACUAGAAACAUCCGUGCUUUGCAAUGAAAGGUCUAUAGGGACAUGUUCAAAUGCUACAGGGUAUGUGUUUUGGGAUGGAUUCCAUCCUUCUGAAUCGGCUAACCAAAUACUCGCACAAGAUCUACUUGAAAAAGGAGUCUCCCUGAUCUCUUAA
Ilex paraguariensis (yerba mate) is the source of this 990-nucleotide messenger RNA. Lineage: Eukaryota; Viridiplantae; Streptophyta; Magnoliopsida; Aquifoliales; Aquifoliaceae. The record is from the annotation of a GenBank genome assembly.